GGUAGAGUUCAAGGAGCAAUGCAAAAUGGCAGAGAAUUUGGCCACACAGUACUCUAACAAGAAGAGAAUCUGGCAACCACCUUCGGUUCCUUUCCUUUGGGAGGAAAGGCCAGGUAUAGCUAAGAAGGACUGGAAACCGGGAAUCUCUUCUUUUGUUGCUCCAACUCUACCACCUCCAGUCAAGCUCAUAGCUUCAGUUCCCUUUAAUUGGGAGGAAGAGCCUGGCAAACCUCUACCUUGCUUUUCCCCUCCUCCACCUCAAACAGCGCAGCCCUUGAUUUUGCCUUUGCCCCCAGUAUGCUCACAAGGAUGCCCUGAUGAUUCUGACAGCAGUGACGAACAUAAAGGGAUGUUCGAUGUGAACUUUGAAGCAUUUGGUUUUGAAACCGAUGAUUCAUAUAGCUCAGCUCCGUCUCUCCUAACAAACUGCCUCUUAACAUCUGAGAUUAUUUCUACUGCUGUUCCAUUACAGGAAAACUCCCAGGGAAACAAUAGCAGUGACCAUCUGGAAACUCCUUCCUCACCAGCUUCUAAGUCAGAUGACAGUAGUACAAGCAGCUAUGCAACUGGCCCUUUGAGUCUUGUGGGUGCUUCUUUCUUGGAAUGCCUUUUUCCAUUGCUUCCACCCAAGGCUGGUUUCCUUGAAAGGGUUGGACACUCUGAGCAGGGCUCUCAGGCUCCGAGAGAGUUGGAUCAGGAAAGUACAACAACUGCUGUUAUAAGAAGGCCACCAACACUUGGAGAGUUGAUAAUGAUGAGCCGAAGGAGGAGUUACCAGAGAAAGGCCCUUCUAAUGAGAAAGCAGAAUCUAUCGAAGGAAUUUAGGAAGAAGAGAGCAUCAGGAUGCUGCAUCUUCGGAACUAGCAUCGGUUUGAUUGAAGGAUUGGAGUGGAAGAAGCUCCAGCGAAGACUGAAGUUGCUGCAAAAGACGUAAUGCCUUCUCAAAAAAUCAAGAAACGGUGUUUUGCUGUAAAAGAACAAGUAGUCAUAUCCUUGCUAUUUCAACACCAACCUGAAACCAGUUCUCCUGUCCAUCAAGACUAUCUCAAGUUAAUUUAAUGUUAUAUCACAUGCAAAGAAUUUACAAGUUCCAGAAUAUAUGCAACAUUAUAUGUCUUGUUCUGCAAGAACUUUGAAGUGGAAAUAUAUUUGUUGAAUUUUU
Molecule: messenger RNA, 1162 nt
Organism: Rubroshorea leprosula
Lineage: Eukaryota; Viridiplantae; Streptophyta; Magnoliopsida; Malvales; Dipterocarpaceae
Source: the annotation of a GenBank genome assembly